Molecule: messenger RNA, 7284 nt
Organism: Plectropomus leopardus (leopard coralgrouper)
Lineage: Eukaryota; Metazoa; Chordata; Actinopteri; Perciformes; Serranidae
Gene: ankfn1b
Product: ankyrin repeat and fibronectin type III domain containing 1b
Biological process (GO): establishment of mitotic spindle orientation; signal transduction; regulation of establishment of bipolar cell polarity
Cellular component (GO): spindle
Molecular function (GO): protein binding
Source: RefSeq, a predicted model, not a curated record
CUUAAAACUUUUGAGCAACGCCAUUAAAGCGAAUUUGGCGGUUGCUAGCUCCGACACGGUCCGGGAAGGAAAAGGAAGAUUUCUUCGUGGAGAAGUGAGGUGACCUUUUGGCUUAUGAUGACCAAAAUGUAGGCACCGCUAAGGCUAAGUGGAUGGCGAUCUGGAGAGAAUCACAGCAUAUCAUAAAGCUCAGACACCAGUGGAAGCCAGGACUCACACUUUAAGAGGAGGACCACCAACCCAAACCUGGGGAGCCAGCGGAGCCCCAGGGUGCUGGAAUGGAGCAACUCAUAGAGUCACUGGAAAGGAAGCUGCAGAGACCCAUACUGGCUAAGUCCCGCACUCUCCCCAGCAUCCCCCAGUCUCCUACAGUCUCCAGGGUCCAUCACUCCGAUCUCAUUGGAGGGAGCCCUCCUCGCAGAAAGAACCUGCCCACUGACACCAGCCACCCAAAGGCCUGCACUCUGCCACCUGCAGGGGAACUGUGGCGUUUGGAGGAUGACAUGGAGGGUGAAGAUGAGCCUGAGCAUGUUGGUUGCAACGAGGCCCGCCCUCGUUCCCAGUCGCCCUUUUCCCACUUCCGGGCACGAGCUGCCUACCUUCGGAAGAGUGUCUCAGCAGAUGACCACCUGGACAUGGGCUCCGACUUCAACUCUGGGACCGUGGUCCAGGGAAAGCCGACCCGCAGCAAGGGCAAGCUGAAGAGAAAAUUUAGUCUGGGCUCUGCUGACCGAAAGGAGAAUCAGCACAAGAAGUCAGAGUCAGGGAUAUACAAAUUCACCCAUCGCCUGUCCCUCAAAGAGCGUGUGGCCAAAACAGAGAAGACUUCAACAGACAGACCUCAAUCCUACAGGAGACGAUCUCUUAGUGUGGACUGGGCUGACUCUGCCAAGAUGACGCAGCCCAUGAGGGGGGACCAGGCCCACCAGCCGGCCCCAGCCCGCAAGUCGGCCAGCCUUUCCUCGCCAAGCGCGGCUCGCCGCCUAUACCGCAACUUGUCUGGAAAGUUCCGUGUGGGCACCAACCCCCCUGCCCUGGAGGACAGUGUGGUGUCAGGACGGGGAGGAGACAAGGAGAGGCUGCGCAAAACCACCAUAUUUCAGAGUAAUGAAGCAUUGUUUGAGGCAGUGGAGCACCAGGAGCUGGACUUGGUACAGUUGCUUCUGUCCCAGUACAGUCUGGAGGAGCUGGACCUAAACACCCCAAACAGUGAGGGCCUCCUGCCACUCGAUAUCGCUAUCAUGACCAACAACGUGCCCAUGGCCAAGCUGCUGCUGCGAGCUGGUGCCAAGGAGAGCCCCCACUUUGUGAGUCUGGAGGGCAGAGCAGUGCAUUUGGCCACCUUGGUGCAGGAGGCCGAGCAGCGGGUGUCGGAGCACCAAGCCCAGGUUCGAAGUGAGGGUCCUGGCGAGCGGGAAGGAUCCGACCGGGAGAGGCAGCUGAAGGCCUGGGAAUGGAGGCUCCGGCUCUUCCGACGCAUGCAGACGGGCUUCGAGCAUGCUAACCCUCCAGACGCCCCCAGUGUAGUCCGCCUGUCUGUCAGCAGCAGCACCAGUCUGAGGGUGGACUUCCAGGAACCUCUCUGUGUCAACUCUGCUGUGGUUACCAAGUACAAAGUGAGCUGGAGCAGUUCUCCUUCAUUAAGUCCUUUGCUGGGUGAGAUGGUGGUGGAGGACACCACUCUGCUACAGUGCAACAUCACUGGACUCACUUCUGGGACCUAUUACUAUGUCCAGGUGUCAGCCUACAACAUGAAGGGCUGGGGGUCUCCACAAGUUUCCAUCCCUGCCUGUGCUGUACCUUCCAGUUGGAGGGAUAUCGAUGGCCGUGCUCCACGUCAGAGAGGCCAGAAGGAGGCACUAGACCAGCUACUUGGGCAGAUAAAAGAAGCUCACCGCCACUGUGUCUGUCAUGAACAGUGCAAAGCUCCAUCGCAAGGGAGGAAGCACUCAGUAUCCAAAAGCCUGCGCCACCUCUUCCAAACCACCAGCAAAUUUGUUAAAAGCUUGAAAAGAGGUCUCUAUUUGACAUCCAUACUAUACAGAGAUGACAACGUGUUGGUGACUCCAGAGGACCAGAUUCCUAUUGUGGAGGUUGAAGACUCUUAUUCCAGCUCCCUCAUGCAGGACUUUCUCUGGUUUACCAAGGUGUCCUAUCUAUGGGAGGAGAUUCCCUGGCUGCAGCAGUGUCUCAGUCCGUCGCAGUCAUCUUGUUCCUGUACUCUGCAGACACGCCUCAAGAUGCUGCAGGCUGUCUCCCUCUUACAGGGAAUGCUGGGAACCCAGGACCUUGGCCAGGUGUAUUUUGAGCCAAUCAAAGACAAGCAUGGUAACGCCCUGCUGGUGCUCCUGAAGGACAUGAAUGCCUGUCCUAACCUGGAUGGGGUUCGCUGGACGCAGCUUUGCAAACUCCAGCUCCAGCGCAAAUCCAUCUCAUCCCCUGAAGAGCCCACCGCCUUGGACAUGCUUCUCAUCACACUCCACGAGAAGCUGGCGUAUCACAGACGGAGCAGGAAGAUGUUGUCUCCAGGUUUAUACCUAGGCUACCUGAAGCUGUGUACAUCAGUGGAGCAGAUCAGAGCGCUGGUUCCUCAGAAGUUACCCAACGUCCUCUGUCACACCAAAAUUCGGGACAACAGCAACGUGUCAAGAGAGGAGUGGCAGUGGCUGCAGGCUCUCAGCUCUCUGGACGAGUCGUUGGAAAUGGACCACGAAGAACAGAGCGCUCCACAUCGCCUCCUACAGGACCUGCGCAGUGCUAUCAAGGACCUGAUGGCUCACAUCAAUGUCCCUGGCAAUCAGGUGCAGGACUUUCGUAUCUACAGCCAGGAAGUGGUGGAGUUUGGGGAGAAAGUGUCUUUUCUUCUCCUCCUGCCACCUUCAGAUGAAGUGUGCACAGCUCCUGGUCAGAAUAACCCCUACUCCCCUCGCUCUGGCUUCCUCACCCUGCCCCUACAGAUCUUUGAACUGGUCCACUUUAAUGCCUAUUGCCCCAGUUUCAUCGGCCAGUACUGCAGAGUCUCGGCUCUGCUGGAGCUGGAGUCCCUUAUGUCCCAGCAGGCACUGAGAGAAGCCUUUUCUGAGGCAGAGCUCCUUGCUGCUAAGAAGAAACACCAACAAGUCCAGGAGCACAUGCAGCAAAUGGAGGAGGUGUGGCGUGAUGCAAGGUGGAUCAUGGACGCCCUGCAGUAUGCCCGCUACAAGCAGCCAACAGGAGGCAUCUCCAUAAGCUGGAUAAUUGACUUCUCCAAGGAAGUGUUGCCCGACAAGCCUCCCUCCACCUCCUCUCAGCCAGACUUCAUGCCCUCGCCCAUGCCUUCACCUGAACCCUGCCGCAAGCACUCAGAUUUCGCUGGGCUAUCAGAUGAGGAGGGCUCCUCUGAGGUCUUCCUCACCACUGACAGUGACUAUGACUCCAGCCGUGCCCAGAGUCCCCGUGAGCUGGACCUCUUGCCCCCUUCUCCCCUCUCAUCUUCUGCUCCACUGGAGCCCCGUGGUUUCCUGCGUAGUGACGGUAGCGGCUCCGGAGGAGGGAUGUGUCUCAGCGGGGGUGGGCGUGGAGGUGGCGCACUAAGAGAUUCCACCCCAGAUGUCCUCCAAGCUUCUGAACCACAGCACGGGAGGGAAGGAGAGCGAUGCGGUGGAGGAGUUCGGUGUGUAGUGGAAAGGCGAAGGGGGGCCCCCGAGCUGUUUGACAGUGACUUCAUCCUGCCCAGCAGGCAGAUCGAGCUGUUGCACAUCACAGAGAAGAGACAGGCGUUCUGUGUGCGAACCAGCAGCCUGGAGUUCCCUUCCACCACCUCAGCCCACCAGCCUUACUCCUAUCACACUACUUGCCCCUCACCCUCCACCUCGCCACAGCGGAGAUGGCACAGGCCUUCGUCAGUGGACCGCUGUUGCUCGGCCGAGCGCUGCCUACCCCAUCUUCCACCAGCGCGUACGUUAUCAGAGGACAGCGGUACACAGAGACUCUCCUCACCAUCAUCUGCUGCCCUCAGGAAAGGCUGUCACACCACACUCAGAGUUUACCCGCAGUAUCGUACAGGCCUGCCAAAGGAGACCAGUGUUAAGCUUUGUGUAACUCCUGGAACAUCGGCACGGGAGAUGAUCCAGCUAGUUGUGCAGGAGAUGAAUGUCGUGUCGCGGCGCAUGCUCGGUGGCAGCGGUGGCGGUAGCGAACAGGAGCAGUGUGUGUACUACAGUCCUGAACAGUUGAAGCACUUUGGCCUCGUGCUGGUGGUGGACAAUAGAGAAAAGUGGCUUCAGGAUGAUUUCUGUCCCCUGGAACUCCAGAACCCCUGGCUGCGGGGCAAACUAUGUGUUCGCAUUAAGGAGUAUUCACCACUAGCGCUCAAACACAGUCGGGCCACCACAGUGUGACACUUUGAGGAGAGAGACUGAGGUCAGGAAAACAAUUAAGAGUUUGUGCCAUGUGCAGAUCCUUUGGAUUAUCUCUGGACAAACAUAUAUGGGAAUGAAGGAACUGUUAUAUUUGUACAAACAGGAUCCUUAAUUCGAUAUUUUCUCUCUCACUGUGGUAUUACUGUCCACAACUGCAGCUAUAACAUGUCAUAUUUUCUGCUGUGUUCUUAUCUGAAAUGCUUCUGUUUCCAUGAAAUGUGUUUCCCCGUACGUUUUUUUUCUGAACAUCAGAGACCCUCAUAUGGACACCAAAUGAACAAUAACAAAACUGAACAAAGAGAACACAGUUUUGUGCUGUCAGAAAUCAUUUGGGAAAAAGAUUGUGAUGCAGAGCAAGAUUAAUGGAGCGUCACAGUGACUUCUGGCAUGAUUGACGCCGGCACAUCGGGCCUCGCACGUUGCCAAAAUGAAAUGGCCAGCAUCAUCCUCCCCAGCCACACGCGGACACGGCUUUUCCGAUGAACUCUCUCAUUGUGUCAUUCCCAAAGAGCUGUCGGCUGCAGCCGCCCGGCCCCAUGUUCCCAGGAUGUGGGCUCUGGAGCCGGCCCAGAGGGCAGGAAGGAAGAGAGGAGUACAGAGGGGGGCUGGCGUCUCCGCUUGGGGACGCAAUCGGCCUGACGAUUUGGCCCGUCAGCCUGUCACUCAACUGCUCUUGGCCACUUUGCUGUCUGGUAGCAAAGCGGCCAAGCAGGGGAGAGAGAGCUUGAUAGAGAGUGAGAGCGAGAGAGGGCGAGGAGGAGGGUGGAAGCUGCAUCUUUCACAACCUGGCACUGGCUCUCUGGUGCUCGUUUUCUCCCUUUUGCAGCAACAAAUCCUCUGUAUAGUAGACUCAGUCGUAGUGUAGCAAACACUCAUCUUGUGAAGAAACACAAAAUAAAACCAGCUAAUUUGGAUUUUCACGACAGAGAAAACACAAGCAAUACUUGACUCUUUGUUUUUCUAAUAGAUGGGGAAAAAAGCAUGUAAACCUUCCAGAAUUGUGCUGAGUACAUCUAAAGUACUGUAGUUCAUGCUGUGCUUAAAGUUAACCGGUUCAGUGUUUUGUUGUGUUUGGUUCGAUGGUAUUCCCAGAUGCAUCAGAAAAUGGUGCCCGCCAGUCUAGAGCAGGGUCUCCCAAAGGGAUUCCAGUGUGAAGAGGAUGACUUACGUUGUUAAGAGGCCCGCUGUUUGUUAGAAAAACAUUAUUCCAAAUUCUCUUCUGAACUGCUUCAAAAUAAGUUAUAUAUGAAAGGACUUAACUAUAAGAUGGUUGAAAUAUAUGUUUUAGCUCCAAACAAACCACUAUGACCUGCAAUGCCUGUGACAGAUGGACAAAAUGUCAAAAGUGAAAUUUCCAGACUACAGCAAGCCAACCUUCUUCCAAAACAUGACAUUGUGGCUGUGGUCGAAUAGUCUUUUUUAAUUUGGAAGGUUUGUCACUGAGCAAAUUGACCUGGAAGUAUCUGUGGGUGUUUUCACAUUAGGCAUGAUUGUUUUGUAUUGUGCUAGAGCCCAAUUGUGCACAAUUGCUCCCCUUCGCCUCUCCCAGUCAGCUUUCACAAUAGUAAAGUCGAGAGUACGCUUACAUAUGUACACACUCUGAUACAGUAGGUGGUGGUAUGCAUGUAGACGGUUUGCAAUCCACCAGUACACACAAGAAGAAGCAACCACUAACGUCAUGAACUAAGCACAUUUGUUCAUGUUCCGAGCGGUAAAUGGGCCCCGUGCUGCACUGAUACGAAGGUCUGAAGAGACGGAUGGGAUUGAGGAAUUCCGUCACAACUCUGUUUGCUGACUCGACUGGUUGUCCAUGAGGUGAGAAACAGAUCAGUAAUUGAAUAGAAAAUUCUCUUUUGAUUGUGCAUCGAAAAAAAGUAUGGGCUAGCUCCCAAACCAGUGACAGAAGUCAUGUUACUAUAAUGGCAGUGACCACGGCACACACACUUCACACACCCCCUGCAGACCAUGCAGGGGUACGUACUCAAACGUACUUAGAUCCAGGCCCGGGUCGCUAAUGUGAGAGCACCCUGAAUGGCAGCCACAAUAGGAGCUGGUCUUAUUCUCUAAAUGCUCAGGAAGUGCUUCCUGUCUUAUCUCCUUUAAAAUAGGACGCAGCGGACUAUCCUUUACAAAUGAAAGGAGAUAAUGCUGUCCCAGAAUUCUUUGUGGCAGCAAAUUUAAAGCUUAAACAUACAUACAAACAUACAAUUUGUCUGUUCUUAAAAACAAACAAUGUGAUUUUCUUGCAUAAAUGUAACAGUUACUUUUAACACAGUCAUACUAACUGGAAGUUUUUGUAAUUAAGUAAUUUACCGGGUUGUCCAAAUUUAUACAACAUGCAUGAAGCAACAUGAUAAGAACUCAUGGGGCAAAGUAUCCCAGACCACAUUUAUUCUAACAACAUAAUGAAUAAGGCCUCUUAACAAUCGAAAUCAUUCUCUUUAGCUCAUUUUUGGGAACCUGUGCCAUGUUUUAAUUUCUCUGUUCACACUAUACAGUCUGUUCACACUGAGCACCACAUGUCAAACUGUAGGCUGUUGUUUUUUUGUUAUUUUUUUCCUUUCUAUCAACUGUUUUCCAGCAUAUGAUAAAUACUUUUCAGGCUGUAAAAGGUCAGCACAUGCUCAGCAACAUCGUACCAUUAUAAUAACCUGCAGCAUUUCCAAAUGUAGCACCAGAAAGUUUCUUUUGGGGAGAGGGUGAUGGGUGUGAGCGGACCUGAACUCGGUUACUGUAGCAUUCCAGGUUCCCAGGAUGUUGUGGAUCCUGUCGCAGGGGGGAGUUAACAGUGGCAUCUCUCAAAGUGUUUACAGAGUUUAGUUUCCUUACACUUUCAAAGACGUGUUUACGUGUAACUACUGUAUAAAGAUGUCUUAAGAUGUUA